CCAGAUCUCCUCAAUUUCAAGAAGGGAUGGAUGUCCAUCCUGGACGAGCCGGGAGAGUGGAAGAAGCACUGGUUCGUGCUGACCGACUCCAGCCUGAGGUAUUACCGGGACUCGAACGCGGAGGAGGCUGAUGACCUCGAUGGAGAGAUCGACCUCCGCUCCUGCACGGAUGUGACGGAGUUCGCGGUGCAGCGCAACUACGGCUUCCAGAUACACACAAAGGACGCUGUCUUCACCCUGUCGGCGAUGACCUCGGGCAUCCGGCGCAACUGGAUCGAGGCCCUGAAGAAGAAUGUGCGCCCAGUCAGUGCUCCAGAUGUCACCAAGCUGUCUGACUGUGACAAGGAGAACUUCCGUAACUGCCUCCCCCAGAAGGGCUCCCUCCGGACGGAGGAGCAGCAGCGGCUGGGCCCGGGCUCCGAAGGGCACCCCAAGGGCAGCCCCUGGAAGGCGGAUGGGCAGCGCCACGCCUUCGACUACGUGGAGCUGUCUCCCUUGCCUCAGGAGCCCGGGAAUCAGGGGUCCCCUCAGAGGACGAGAGGCAGCGUGAGGAUCUCCGAGCGAGCUCCCAAGCAUGAGGAGCUGGAGCGGGAUCUGGCCGCGCGCUCGGAGGAGAGGAGGAAAUGGUUUGAGACCCCCGACAGCAGGGUCCCAAAUAGCAAUGGCCCAGCAGGAGACUCUCCCCGCAGGGUGGGGGAGCAGGACCUCCCCUCUCCCCAGCUUUCGGAGGAGCAGCGGAUUCAGCUGAAUGAAGAGAUAGAGAAGAAGUGGCUGGAGCUGGAGCGCCUGCCCCUGAAGGACUCACGACGGGUGCCCCUGACCACACUGCUGAAUCAGAGCAAGGGUGGCCACGGAGACACCAACGAGGCGCUGAAAAAGGAGGUCCAGUCACUGCGGGCACAGCUGGAGUCCUGCCAGGCCCGGAACCAGAGCCUUCAGGAGGCAGCAAAAUCCCAGGGAGAGGCCCACGUGCCCCGGGGGUACAUCUCACAGGAGGCCUGUGAGCGCAGCUUGGCUGAGAUGGAGUCGUCCCACCAGCAAGUGAUGGAGGAGCUCCAGAGGCACCACCAGCGGGAGCUGGAGCGGCUGCGGCAGGAGAAGGAGUGGCUCCUGGCAGAGGAGGCUGCGGCCACAGCAGCAGCCAUCGAAGCUCUGAAGAAAGCCCACCGGGAGGAGAUGAAUAAGGAGCUGGGCAGGACACGGAGCUUCCAGCAGUGCAGCUCCAUCUCAGAUGCCCUCCAGAAGCAGCACCAGUCGGACGUGGAAUCCCUGAAGCGGGAGCUGCAGGUGCUUUCUGAGCAGUAUUCCCAAAAGUGCCUGGAAAUUGGGGAGCUCACCCAGAAGGCAGAGGAGAGGGAGCAGACGCUGCAGCGCUGUCAGCAGGAGGGAAAGGAGCUGCUCAGGAAAAACCAGGAGCUGCAGACUCGCCUCUCGGAUGAGAUCGGGAAGCUCCGAAGCUUCAUCUCCUCACGGGGCUCCCCGCACAACAACGAGCGGAGCUCCUGCGAGCUGGAGGUGCUGCUGCGGGUGAAGGAGAACGAGCUCCAGUACGUGAAGAAAGAGGUGCAGUGCCUCCGGGAGGAGCUGCAGAUGAUGCAGAAGGAUAAGAGAUUUGCCUCAGGGAAGUACCAAGACGUCUACGCGGAGCUGAACCACAUCAAGGUGCGCUCGGAGCGCGAGAUCGAGCAGCUGAAGGAACAUCUCCGCCUGGCUGUGGCUGCCCUGCAGGAGAAGGAGUCUCUCUGCAACAGCCUCGGCGAGUAA
Molecule: messenger RNA, 1764 nt
Organism: Merops nubicus (carmine bee-eater)
Lineage: Eukaryota; Metazoa; Chordata; Aves; Coraciiformes; Meropidae
Gene: TRIOBP
Product: TRIO and F-actin binding protein
Exons: 12
Biological process (GO): actin filament organization; positive regulation of substrate adhesion-dependent cell spreading
Cellular component (GO): actin cytoskeleton
Molecular function (GO): actin filament binding
Source: RefSeq, a predicted model, not a curated record